This is a messenger RNA of Leishmania braziliensis MHOM/BR/75/M2904, 435 nucleotides long. RefSeq lists its product as hypothetical. The record is from RefSeq and is a predicted model, not a curated record. NCBI's taxonomy places the organism in Eukaryota, Euglenozoa, Kinetoplastea, Trypanosomatida, Trypanosomatidae. Bases 1 to 435 code for a protein of 144 amino acids. The transcript has a single exon.
AUGGCUGCGUCACAGCUAGUGCUGCAGCGAUACACUGAACUGAUCAACAGGGGCGAUCUCGAUGCCGCAUUUAACUAUCUCUCUGAGGACAUCAUCUACCUCACGUGGCUUGGUGUGGUCGAAGGGAAGGAUAACGUUGUGACGUUUCUGCGGGAUAACAUGCGCUUUCUGCACUUCACGAAGAAUUUCAAUCGCUGGCGACAAGUGCAGCAUUGCCUGGACGCGGACUUGAGCCUGCACCUCGAUGGCUCAGGUGCCAGCGACUCGACGGUGCUUGACCACGAUGGAUACGACGCGCAAGGGUACGCGUGCUUCGAGCGAGAUGGCACAAUUGCAAACAUAGUGAAGCUCUCCAUGCAGAAAACGCGCGUGAAGGAGACGAUUGUGAUUCGCGACAAUAAAGUGAUUCUCGUAGUCUUGAUGCAGCAGCUAUGA